Molecule: messenger RNA, 888 nt
Organism: Kazachstania africana CBS 2517
Lineage: Eukaryota; Fungi; Ascomycota; Saccharomycetes; Saccharomycetales; Saccharomycetaceae
Gene: ADD66
Product: Add66p
Exons: 1
Coding region: 1-888 (295 amino acids)
Biological process (GO): proteasome assembly
Cellular component (GO): cytosol; nucleus
Source: RefSeq, a predicted model, not a curated record
AUGUCUACCGAACAAACUACUUUAUUACUUCCUUUGGUUUCUACCGGUAACGUACCACAACUCUCUGUGGACUUGAUUCUGCAUUCUCUGUCUGAUGAGUUUGAAUUUGUAAAAUCUAUCGAUUCAACAUUUUUACACCCGUUUGUGGGCCCUUUAGAUUACGGUAUCGACCAAACUGAACCUGUUCUAUACACACAAUCAUCGUUUUUGGAAACUCCUUCUGUCAAGAAAUUUUCUACUGCGCUAGAGCUGUUUUAUAACAAGUCGAAGAGAGUGUACGUACUACAACAAAGAACACCUACCAUUCAAGGUUAUUUGAAUAAUUUCAUUAAAGAUACAUUGAUUCCUUUAAUAAAAGAGUUACAAAUUACAAAUAUAUCCGUAUUGGAUUCUUUUGGUCCCUUAGAUGAAAAGAUUAUAAAGAGAAAAUUACAAAGUAAUAAUCAUAAUCAUAAAAACAUCGAUCCAUUUUUUUCCAUGGGUGUCUGUGAAUUACAAUCAAUUGGUAAUCUAGUAAGCAACUUUGAUUCUACUCUGAGAUUGCAAAUGGAUCCCGAUACGUCUUUGCAUUACACCAACUCAAUCUUUAAAUUCACACCAUCAAGUUUAAUAGAUGAAAUUUCCACUGAUCAACCAAUUUUCAAAUUGACGUACCAUCUUUUAAAUGAUCAAAAUUUAACGAACCUAAAGGAAGUCAAAUACUGUACACUUUUCGUACACGAAGGUGAUAAUUCGAUAGAUGCAAAAUUAUUCUGUGAACAUUUACCUGAUCUAAUCAAUUCUUCAUCCGAUUGCAAAAUUACAAAGUUCAGGACACCGAUUUCCUGGAAGGGCGUUUAUGGAUUCAGUGAACUUCCCUCAACGUUCGAAGAAGGCAUAUAUAUCUAA